GCACUGUAGCUCAAACCUGGAGCUGUAUCACGCCUCUUCUUGGUUGGGGGAUGGGCUUCCAGGCUGUGUACCCCCCCCUCUUAUUCUUUUUAACUCUUUUGCCUUAAAACAAAGAAACUAGAAACCUUGGUUGAAUGUGUAAGGUAACUUAAAACGAGGUUUUUAUUGUACUAGAGAGAGAGAGAGAGAGAGAGAGAGAGACGAAUGACGACUAUUCUCAAUUUGUCCUCUCCUUUGUUGCAAGCCUUCAACUUCCCUUGACAUCUGUUUAGCUUCGACGGUCAUUCGAAAUCCAGAGAUGGGUUUAUUGGAACCGAUAAAUUCCAUUGACUGGCAGCAGGAAUCUUACCCACAGUACGAUGAUUUCAAAGUUCUUCCCUUCCUCGCUUUGUUCUUCCCGGCAGUGCGGUUUUUUCUCGACCGUUUUAUUUUUGAGAAACUGGGAAGACUUCUCAUUUUCGGAAAAGGGCAUCAGAUGCUGGAGGCUGAUAUAGAAGAGAGAAGGAGGAAGCUCAAGAAAUUUAAGGAAUCAGCAUGGAAAUGUGUUUAUUUCCUUUCAGCAGAGCUUUUGGCUCUCUCUGUUACUUAUGAUGAGCCCUGGUUCACUAAUACCAGAUAUUUUUGGGUAGGGCCAGGAGAUCAAAUCUGGCCUGAUCAAAAGAUUAAAUUAAAAUUGAAAGGAUUGUACAUGUAUGCUGCUGGAUUUUAUACAUACUCCAUAUUUGCUCUGAUCUUCUGGGAAACAAGACGUUCAGACUUUGGGGUGUCAAUGUCUCAUCAUGUAGCAACUGUCAUUCUCAUUGUGUUAUCUUACAUACUCAGCUUUGCUCGUGUUGGUUCAGUUGUUUUAGCUCUUCAUGAUGCAAGUGAUGUGUUUCUGGAAGUUGGAAAGAUGUCAAAAUACAGUGGCUGGGAAAGGAUUGCUAGCUUUUCGUUCAUUCUUUUUGUCUUGUCAUGGAUCAUACUUCGUCUCAUAUACUAUCCAUUUUGGAUACUUCGAAGUACAAGCUAUGAAGUUUUACUUACAUUGGACAAGGACAAACACAAGAAAGAUGGACCCAUCUACUAUUAUGUGUUCAAUUCUCUCCUGUUUUGCUUGCUUGUUCUUCAUAUAUAUUGGUGGGUGUUGAUAUAUCGGAUGCUUGUAAAACAAAUCCAAGCCAGAGGCCAGAUUAGUGAAGACGUUCGAUCUGAUUCUGAAGGUGAAGGUGAACAUGAUGAUUGACCCCAAAACAAGUUUGACAGUCAUAUAUGCCUGCCAAGGUGCACAAGCAAUUCAUGAUUGAAUCAGCAUUGACAUUAUUAUUUUUAUUUUUGGUUUUGCAGUUACCCUCCCUCAUGAUACUUGUUAUUUAGGGCUAAAGGAAAACCUUCUCUCUCGUUCUUCCUUGUGAUAACACUCAUUAGUUCACAGAUCUUGACCUCCACUUGCUUCACCAUGUAAGUUUUAUUCUUUGGACAUACAUUCAAGUAAAAGAACCUCAUAUUUGGAGUUGUCUUUGAGCAGAAGAGAGAAGAAAACUGCAACUGUGACAAACUAGGUCUUAGUUAGGGAGGCUUUUUUUUUUCCUUUUCUUUUCUUUUUCUUGUUCUUUGUUGGGGGGGGGGGGGAUUUUUUCACGUCUCAGUUUUUGGUCCACAUGAUUUAUCACCUAGGUCUUAAUUGUAAGUUUGAAGUUGUAACAUUUUGUUGUAUAACGCUUGGGCCUUGACCCCAAUUUUAUUGGAAACUUGGAUUAAUCUGAAUGUGAUUUUUCAUUUA
Molecule: messenger RNA, 1762 nt
Organism: Nelumbo nucifera (sacred lotus)
Lineage: Eukaryota; Viridiplantae; Streptophyta; Magnoliopsida; Proteales; Nelumbonaceae
Product: ceramide synthase 1 LOH3-like
Biological process (GO): ceramide biosynthetic process
Cellular component (GO): endoplasmic reticulum; membrane
Molecular function (GO): sphingosine N-acyltransferase activity
Source: RefSeq, a predicted model, not a curated record